AUGGAAAAAGAGAUUUCAAAGAUACCUCAAACAGAAGAUGAUAUAAUCCCAACACUUAAAUUGAGUUAUGAUCAUCUUCCAUCAAGUUUGAAACAAUGUUUUGUAUAUUAUUCUCUAUUUCCUAAAGAUUAUGUACUUAAUGUAGAAAUUCUAGCACAGCAUUGGAUGGCCCAAGGUUUUAUUAAGAUACCAUAUCCAAAUGAUUGUUUGGAAGAUGUGGGUUAUCAGUAUUUUAAAGAAUUACUUUGGAGAUCCUUCUUUGAAGAAGUUGAAAUAGAUGAGAAAGGCACUGUAACAAAAUGCAAAAUGCAUGAUUUAAUGCAUGAGCUUGCGGAGUCAAUAACACGACCCGAGUUUGAUAGGCGAAAUGGAAAUACCGAACCUUUUAACAGUAAAACACGUCAUGUGUUGUUGUAUGGAUACCAUUCUUAUUUGGUACAAGAAAUGCUACCUUCAUUGAUUCAAGCUAAAAAGAUGAGGAUGAUUCCUAGGCCUGAUGUGCCUGGACAGAGGUUGUUGCUUACAAGGAUUGUUGAUGAGUCAACGUGUGAUGCAGUUGCUUUAAAUUUGACGUCGUUACGCAUGUUGGAUUUGCAUGAGUAUAGUAUUAUGAAAGUGCCUAAAUCUAUUGGUAAGCUGAAGCAUUUGAGAUAUCUUGAUCUUUCUUAUAAUGGUUUUAAGGUACUACCAGAUUGUGUCACAAGAUUGCAUAAUUUACUAACAUUGACGCUCAACAAGUGCGUAUUUCUUCAAGUAUUGCCUAAAAACAUAAAUAAACUAAUCAAGCUCCGAAAUCUUGAGAUUGGGGAGUGUUACAAUCUGAAAUACAUGCCACGUGGAAUAGGUGAAUUAAGUAGCCUUUGCAAAUUAUCAAAGUUUACAUUGAAUAAGGACAUGAGUUUUUCCUCUAAGCAUCAGGGUGGCGCUGCGCUUGAUGAAUUAGGGGGACUAAACAACUUGAGAGGGACGUUGAAAAUUGAACACUUGAGAAUAGAUGCAAUAUUUGUACGACCAAAGGAUGCAAAUCUGAAAGAGAAGCAACAUCUUCGAUCCUUAGAUUUAAGUUGGAUUGAAGAUGUUAAAUUGGAAGAAAUAAUAGAGGCGGUGCCAGAGGGAUACGAAAUGCAACUGGAAGGCCUCCAACCGCAUCCAAAUCUCAAAGAUUUGUGUAUUCGGAAAUAUCAGGGUGUCAGGUUUCCAAGUUGGUUUGACUCGCUUACAAAUCUGUAUGUUUUAAACGAUGAGUACUUGUCUUACUCAUCAUCGUCGUCUUCCACUUUAAUAGUCUUUCCUUCCCUGGAAGUCCUGUGUUUAGACAACUUGCCUAAUUUAAAAGGAUGGUGGGGGAGGAGUGAUAGUUCAUCUGCCACAGCGAGUAGUACUCAUGAUGAUCAUAGGUUGCCCGUAUUCCCCAAUUGUCUUUCUCGUUUAACCAUCUACAAUUGCCCAAGCCUGACAUGCAUGCCGCUUUUUGCAUAUGUAAACCAUCGUGUAGAGUCGAGAAAUACCAGUUGGAAAUCAUUCCAACAGACAAUCCUCAGUGUCAGUGGUGGCGGUGCAAGACCCAUUAAUGUUCAACCAUCAUCAUCAUCAACAUCGUCAUCAACAUCUUCCUACUACUCUCCACUCUGCAAAUUGACGUCUUUGGUUAUUCAUUGGAUUCAUGAUCUACAAUUUCUCCCAGAUGAGCUGAAAAGCCUCACUUCUCUCAAGGAUCUGAAUAUCGGGUACUGCCAAAAAUUUAAGUCUCUAUAUCCGGGUAUUCAGUAUCUCACCAUCACUUCAAUAUUUAUGGAUUGA
Messenger RNA from Ziziphus jujuba (common jujube), 1800 nucleotides. Its product is annotated as putative disease resistance protein RGA4. Gene Ontology annotation, biological process: defense response to other organism. The transcript is spliced from 2 exons. Bases 1 to 1800 code for a protein of 599 amino acids. The record is from RefSeq and is a predicted model, not a curated record. Lineage: Eukaryota; Viridiplantae; Streptophyta; Magnoliopsida; Rosales; Rhamnaceae.